Messenger RNA from Meloidogyne enterolobii, 1473 nucleotides. NCBI's taxonomy places the organism in Eukaryota, Metazoa, Nematoda, Chromadorea, Rhabditida, Meloidogynidae. The record is from the annotation of a GenBank genome assembly.
AUGGUUUUGCCUCCACCAAAUGUGACAGGAAAUUUACAUGUUGGACAUGCACUUACAGUUGUUGUGCAAGAUAGUAUUUGUCGCUAUAAUAGAUUGUUGGGAAAGGAGGUUCGUUGGAUACCUGGUUUUGAUCAUGCUGGUAUAGCAACUCAAACAGUUGUUGAAAAACAUAUUUUAAAAAAAUUUGGAAGGAAAAGAGAAGAAAUAUUGACAGAUGAAGAAUUUUUGUAUUUUUGUGAUAAGUGGAAAAAUGAACGUAUUGCUGAUAUUAAAAAACAAUUAAAUUCAUUAGGAUGUUCUUUGGAUUGGGAACAUGAAUUUUAUACAUUGGAUGAGGAUUUUUCUGAUACAGUUACAGAAGCAUUUGUUCGUUUAUAUGAUUUGGGUUUAAUUACUCGUGAAACUCGUUUAGUCCAAUCAUUUAAUGAAAAUGAGCCAACAAUGAAAGAACAAUGGUUUCUUAAAAUGACUGAAAUGAAUAAAAAAUUAUUAAAAGAUUUGCAAGAAGAAUUGUGUAAGUUUAAUAUAAAUCCUGCUACCGUUAAAGGCAAUUUGAUUGAAUUUUUAAAAUUUGAAGAGCCUUGGUGUUUAAGUAGACAACUUAUUUGGGGACAUAAAAUACCUGCAUAUUUUGUUGAAAGUUCAAAAAGAUGGAUAGUUGCUUUAACUGAAGAAGAUGCUCGCGAACAACUUUUGCCUUCAGAAAAGGAUUCUAAAUUAAUUCAAGAUUCUGAUGUUCUUGAUACUUGGUUUAGUUCUGCAUUAAUUCCAUUGGUUAUUGGUGAUUAUCCUAAUGGAAAUAAAAUUAGUUUAAUGGAAACUGGACAUGAUAUAAUAGGUUUUUGGGUUGCUAGAAUGUUGGUUAUUUGUAAAAGAUUAACUGGCCAUUAUCCAUUUUACAAUAUUUUAAUUCAUGGUUUAAUAAGAGAUAGUCAAAAUAGAAAAAUGAGCAAAUCUUUGGGAAAUGUUGUCGACCCAAUGGAUAUUAUUAAUGGAAUAACACUUGAACAAAUGAUUACAAGAAUGAAAAGUUCAAAUCUUCCACUUGAGGAUAUGGAAGCCUCAGAAAAAGAUUUGAGGAAACGUUUUCCUAAUGGUAUAAAAGCUUGUGGAGCAGAUGCUUUGCGAUUUGCACUGUUACGACAUGAUGCUACAGAUUUUGAAAUUCAUAUAGAUAUACCUCGUUUUGCUGAUGAAGGAAGGCGUUUUUGUAAUAAAAUAUGGAAUAUGUGUAAAUAUGUUGAAAAAGUUAAGAAAGAAAAUAACGAAAGUUAUGAUCGAGGGGAACAAAAAAAUGUUGAAUAUUUUGAGACUGAGAAUGAUGCCGAUAUAUAUAGAAAACUUAAUCAAACUGUUCAACUUUAUUAUUAUUUUAUGGAUAAGAAUAAACCACAUUUAGCAUUUCAUCAUUUAUAUUUGUUUAUUUUGGUUGAUGUUUGUGACAAUUAUUUGGUAUUUUUUUUUAAAUUAUAA